GACAGCGGCUCUGGGCGGCCGGGGAGCAAUGCCCGCGCGGCUACGCUGAAUGGCGCCUCCUCUGCGACCCCUCGGCCGGCUGCGACCGCCGGGGAUGCUGCUCCGCGCGCUCCUGCUCCUGCUGCUGCUCGGUCCUGUGCCAGGAGCGUGGUGCUUUAGCGAACUGUCUUUUGUAAAAGAACCACAGGAUGUAACUGUCACAAGAAAGGACCCAGUCGUUUUAGAUUGCCAGGCUCACGGAGAAGUUCCUAUUAAGGUCACAUGGUUGAAAAAUGGAGCAAAAGUGUCUGAAAAUAAACGGAUCGAGGUUCUUUCUAACGGCUCUUUAUACAUCAGUGAGGUGGAAGGCAGGCGAGGAGAGCAGUCCGAUGAAGGAUUUUAUCAGUGCUUGGCAAUGAACAAAUAUGGAGCCAUUCUUAGUCAAAAAGCUCAUCUUGCCUUAUCAACUAUUUCUGCAUUUGAAGUUCAGCCAAUUUCCACAGAGGUGCACGAAGGUGGAGUUGCUCGAUUUGCAUGCAAGAUUUCAUCCCACCCUCCUGCAGUUAUAACAUGGGAGUUCAAUCGGACAACUCUACCUAUGACUAUGGACAGGAUAACUGCCCUACCAACAGGAGUAUUGCAGAUCUAUGAUGUCAGCCAAAGGGAUUCUGGAAAUUAUCGUUGUGUUGCUGCCACUGUAACCCACCGACGUAAAAGUAUGGAGGCCUCGCUAACUGUAAUUCCAGCUAAGGAGUCUAAAUCCUUCCACACACCAAUAAUUAUAGCAGGUCCACAGAACAUAACAACAUCUCUUCAUCAGACUGUCGUUUUGGAAUGCAUGGCCACAGGAAAUCCCAAACCAAUCAUUUCUUGGAGCCGCCUUGAUCACAAAUCCAUUGAUGUCUUUAAUACUCGGGUACUUGGAAAUGGUAAUCUCAUGAUAUCUGAUGUCAGGCUACAACAUGCUGGAGUAUAUGUUUGUCGGGCCACUACCCCUGGCACACGCAACUUUACAGUUGCUAUGGCAACUUUAACUGUAUUAGCUCCUCCUUCAUUUGUUGAAUGGCCAGAAAGUUUAACAAGGCCUCGAGCUGGCACUGCUCGAUUUAUGUGUCAGGCAGAAGGAAUCCCCUCUCCCAAGAUGUCAUGGUUGAAAAAUGGAAGGAAGAUACAUUCGAAUGGUAGAAUUAAAAUGUACAACAGUAAAUUGGUAAUUAACCAGAUUAUUCCUGAAGAUGAUGCUAUUUAUCAGUGCAUGGCUGAGAAUAGCCAAGGAUCUAUUUUAUCUAGAGCCAGACUGACUGUGGUGAUGUCAGAAGACAGACCCAGUGCUCCCUAUAAUGUACAUGCUGAAACCAUGUCAAGCUCAGCCAUUCUUUUAGCUUGGGAGAGGCCACUUUAUAAUUCAGACAAAGUCAUUGCCUAUUCUGUACACUACAUGAAAGCAGAAGGUUUAAAUAAUGAAGAGUAUCAAGUAGUCAUUGGAAAUGACACAACUCAUUAUAUUAUUGAUGACUUAGAGCCUGCCAGCAAUUAUACUUUCUACAUUGUAGCAUAUAUGCCAAUGGGAGCCAGCCAGAUGUCUGACCAUGUGACACAGAAUACUCUAGAGGAUGUUCCUCUGAGACCUCCUGAAAUUAGUUUGACAAGUCGAAGUCCCACUGAUAUUCUCAUCUCCUGGCUGCCAAUCCCAGCCAAAUAUCGGCGGGGCCAAGUGGUGCUGUAUCGCCUGUCUUUCCGCCUAAGUACUGAGAAUUCCAUCCAAGUUCUGGAGCUCCCGGGGACCACGCAUGAGUACCUGUUGGAAGGCCUGAAACCUGACAGUGUCUACCUGGUUCGGAUUACUGCUGCCACCAGAGUGGGGCUGGGAGAGUCAUCAGUAUGGACUUCACAUAGGACGCCCAAAGCUACAAGCGUGAAAGCCCCUAAGUCUCCAGAGUUGCAUUUGGAGCCUCUGAACUGUACCACCAUUUCUGUGAGGUGGCAGCAAGAUGUAGAGGACACGGCUGCUAUUCAGGGCUACAAGCUGUACUACAAGGAAGAAGGGCAGCAGGAGAAUGGGCCCAUUUUCUUGGAUGCCAAGGACCUACUCUAUACGCUCAGUGGCUUAGACCCCAGAAGAAAAUAUCAUGUGAGACUCCUGGCUUACAACAUAGAAGAUGGCUAUCAGGCAGAUCAGACUGUCAGCACUCCAGGAUGCGUGUCUGUUCGUGAUCGCAUGGUCCCUCCUCCACCACCACCCCACCAUCUCUAUGCAAAGGCUAACACCUCAUCUUCCAUCUUCCUGCACUGGAGGAGGCCGGCAUUCACCGCUGCACAAAUCAUUAACUACACCAUCCGCUGUAAUCCUGUUGGCCUGCAGAAUGCUUCUUUGGUUCUGUACCUUCAAACAUCAGAAACUCAAAUGUUGGUUCAAGGUCUAGAACCAAACACCAAAUAUGAAUUUGCUGUUCGAUUACAUGUGGAUCAGCUUUCCAGUCCUUGGAGCCCUGUAGUCUACCAUUCUACUCUUCCAGAAGCACCAGCAGGCCCACCAGUUGGAGUAAAAGUGACAUUGAUAGAGGAUGACACCGCCCUGGUUUCUUGGAAACCCCCUGAUGGCCCAGAAACAGUUGUGACCCGCUAUACUAUCUUAUAUGCAUCCAGGAAGGCCUGGAUUGCAGGAGAGUGGCAGGUCUUACACCGUGAAGGGGCAAUAACCAUGGCUUUGCUAGAAAACUUGGUAGCAGGAAAUGUGUACAUUGUCAAGAUAUCUGCAUCCAAUGAGGUGGGAGAAGGACCCUUUUCAAAUUCUGUGGAGUUGGCAGUACUUCCAAAGGAAACCUCUGAAUCAAAUCAGAGGCCCAAGCGUUUAGAUUCUGCUGAUGCCAAAGUUUAUUCAGGAUAUUACCAUCUGGACCAAAAAUCAAUGACUGGCAUUGCUGUAGGUGUUGGCAUAGCCUUGACUUGCAUCCUCAUCUGUGUUCUCAUCUUGAUAUACCGAAGUAAAGCCAGGAAAUCAUCUGCUUCCAAGACGGCACAGAAUGGAACUCAACAGUUACCUCGUACCAGUGCCUCCUUAGCUAGUGGAAAUGAGGUAGGAAAGAACCUGGAAGGAGCUGUAGGAAAUGAAGAAUCUUUAAUGCCGAUGAUCAUGCCAAACAGCUUCAUUGAUGCAAAGGGAGGAACUGACCUGAUAAUUAAUAGCUAUGGUCCUAUAAUUAAAAACAACUCUAAGAAAAAAUGGUUUUUUUUCCAAGACUCAAAGAAGAUACAGGUUGAGCAGCCUCAAAGAAGAUUUACUCCAGCCGUCUGCUUUUACCAGCCAGGCACCACUGUAUUAAUCAGUGACGAAGACUCCCCUAGCUCCCCAGGUCAGACAGCCAGCUUCUCAAGACCCUUUGGUGUUGCAGCUGAUACAGAACAUUCAGCAAAUAGUGAAGGCAGCCAUGAGACUGGGGAUUCUGGGCGGUUCUCUCAUGAGUCCAACGAUGAGAUACAUCUGUCCUCAGUUAUAAGUACCACACCCCCCAACCUCUGAUUCUUUCGCUGGCAGUGAUUCAGGUGGAGAUUCCGCAAUGAGGAAGUGUGAAGACCCUGCCGUGUCACCCGUUGCUGAGCAGACUUCCUCCUCGGUUCUGCAGCCACCAUCUGCCAUGCUGUGCUUUGAUAAAAAUGAUUUUCCAAUCUAGACGGCCAUGCUCAGGUAUUCUCACCAGUAAGUCUGUUCGAAGGACAAUGAACAGGGAGCCAAAGCCUUUUGUGAAACUCUUGAUAUCUUUAUGGGGUAUUUUAGCUUUUUUUGAAUGUGUUUUGUUUUUUAUUUUUAAACUUGUGUAAUUUGAAUGUUUCAUUGUCAGCAAUGUGAAAGAACAGUCGAGAUGUUUGACUGGAUUAUAAACUAUAUCACUGGAGCAAAGGGAAGACUUUGGAAAGCCCCUUUGCUGACUAUCUACCUCAGUUUGCCUCCUGGCAAACUCUGAAGACAACUUUGUUACCUCAUUUGUUGUUAUAGUUUAUCUCAGCUACAUAACCAAUGAUACUUCCUAGUAGUAUUGUGUUUUCAUUGCUGUAUGUGUAAUGUGUGUGAUCAAAGGAGUCAUAUAGGUAGAUGAGUAAGAAUGUUUAUCUGAAGCUCUGAUUUUUUUAAAAAAA
Nomascus leucogenys (northern white-cheeked gibbon) is the source of this 4113-nucleotide messenger RNA. It is a transcript of the gene PRTG, whose product is annotated as protogenin. Gene Ontology annotation, cellular component: plasma membrane; axon. Gene Ontology annotation, molecular function: protein binding. NCBI's taxonomy places the organism in Eukaryota, Metazoa, Chordata, Mammalia, Primates, Hylobatidae. Gene Ontology annotation, biological process: cell-cell adhesion; axon guidance. The record is from RefSeq and is a predicted model, not a curated record.